Molecule: messenger RNA, 2942 nt
Organism: Balearica regulorum gibbericeps (East African grey crowned-crane)
Lineage: Eukaryota; Metazoa; Chordata; Aves; Gruiformes; Gruidae
Source: RefSeq, a predicted model, not a curated record
ACCAAGCCACCACUAGCACCAAAACCAAAGAUUGUUGGUCAUCUUUCUCCAGUAGCUGUCUCCAAAUUUUCUCCUUCACUGCCAAGGGCUGAUAUUCUUCAUAACCCGAACUCUAUGUCUAGGGGUCCCAAACCACCUAUUGCUCCCAAGCCGAAAUUCUCAGCUGACACUGAGGGCAAAUCCAGCGUUUACACCAACAAUAACUUAAAUAAAUGCUCAAAUGGGAAACUGGUAUGUCUUGAUGGAGAGCUGUAUGAAGGAAAUCAAUGCAAUGCUGAUUGCCCAGAAUCUGAGGCAGAUAGUGAGUACAUUGUAGUUCCUGGAGCUCAGCUGACCAGCAAAGACUCUAAUGACUUGGAACAUGAGCAUGAUCAGAACCUAGAUUUCUCUGUGGAAAAUGAAGUCUUGGAAACUCCAGAAGAGGUAGAGAAGGAAGAGGAUAAUAUUGCUAAUGAUGAGGAUACCAGUAAUCGAGAAGUCACCAAAGAUGAGCACCAUAACACUUCAGAUCUUGCUGAACCAAUGGAACCAGACUCUGAAGAGUCAACCAGAGACUGUGACCAGUACAAAGCACUUUGUGAGGAGUCCUCAGAUGCCCCUGAUGGGGAUAAUGAUGCUUCCAAGAAUGUAGAUGAAGAUGAGGAUUUUGUAGGUGAUUGUACUGAAACCAAAACCAAGGAGGAAACUUCUAACAACCUGGAACUGGUUAAGGACAAUAGUGAUUAUAAGACUGACAGUGAUAGUGAUACCAUUUUGAAUAGAGAUGAGGAACGAAUGGGUGAUUUCUGUAAAGACACCAUUGUAAUGCCACUGCUGGCAGAUGAAUUAAUCCCAGGUUGUAAGAAGGCAGGGCAGGAGGAGAGGGAACUGCCUGAGAUUUUAGAAAAGGGAGAUGGGUGCCUAGCACAUGAUGGUGAGUACAGUGCGCGUGCAGAGCUUGAUUUGGACAUGGAAGGGCAGUUAGAAAAUGAUGACUGUGCAAGCCCUGACAUGCUGCCCAGUGAGGCCAGUGAAGAAACAGCUCCUGGCUUAGACCCAUGUGAAGAUGAAACCAAUGCUGCAAAUUAUUUGGGAGAGUCCAUCCAGCAAGCAGCAGCUGAAGAGGAGGAAGCAGCCCCAGAUGAGCACAAUAACACAAACACAGGAAAUGCCAGUGAUGGCUGCCAGAUCACUGAGAGGAGAGGUGAGGAAAAGACAUCAGAGGUAGCCUGUGAAGCAAGCAAAGACUCUAGGAAAGGGGAAGAAGAAACUGUGAAUGCAGAGACUAUGGAUGAUGGCUGUCAAAUUGCUCCUUGUGAGAAUGAAGGUGGUGAGGAAAUACCCAUGGAAUAUUCAGAUGAGAAUCUUCAAACAAAAGGGACCUCUCUGGAUGAAGAUGGUGUGAUCUCUGAUAGUCUACCUAGUAGUCCAGGGAUGGAGCCAGAGCUGAAAGAUGUGACUGUUGAAGAGCAGAGUGAAAGUAUUGUGGAAAUCUCUAAGUCAGAUGAGCUGCAACUUAAAGACAAUGAGGUAGAAGCAAACAGCCUCAGCAAAAGUGUCCCAAGUCCACCUCAACAGGUGCCACUUGAGGAGGAGUUAGAAGUCUGUAAGCAUGGCAAAAUGAAUGUAGAACAUGGGACCAAACAUGUCUUGCAUGAAAAGCUAGCAGUCCCUGAAGUGGUCAUUGUGCCUGAAGAAGCAGAGGAAAGAGAAACUAACAGUGAUUCCCUAGAUGACCCUUAUGUGCUUCCUGCAGAAAAUGAAAAUGCUCACGAUGGACAGGCUGAUUUAGGAGCUGAUCACAGUAAAAGGGCUGAAUUAGGCAUGGAUGGUGAAAACAACUUGCUGCCCAUUGAUCGUAAAAGCAUUGUCACUAGAACACGGUCGCUCUCUGGGAAAAUGCCAGGCUAUGUCCCAGAAACAGUUCCAGAAGAAACUGGACCUGAAACUGAUGUACCAUCUUCCCGCAAUGGCUCUGGGACAGAAGAUUUAAGCAAUAAUUUAUUUUCAGUGGAAGGAAAACCAAUGGAAGCCAACAGGGCAUUACCAACCAAGUCAAGACGUUUCAUUUUAUAUCCUCGAUCUUACUCUGUUGAAGGGAGAGAGAUACCUGCCUCUGUUUACAGAGAAAGUGAUGGCUGUGGACUGGAUGAUGGUAGAAUAAAAAGGACAGAAGACAACUUGUCUUUGCCUUGUGUCAAUGGUUCCUCAGGGAGUUUUUCCCAGAGAAAUCAUCUUUCAUCUUGUGGCAUAUCUACUCCAUCCUCAGUUGUUGAUAUACCACCUCCUUUUGAACUUGCCUACAUCACCAAAAAGCCAAUCACUAAAAGUUCCCCUUCACUUUUGAUAGAGAAUGACUCACCUGAUAAGUAUUCCAAGAAAAAGAAAUCUUCCUUUAAGAGGUUCCUUACUCUAAAAUUCAAGAAAAAACCUGAAAGUAAAGUGCAUGUAGAUGUUAAUGUUUCCUCUUCAAGGUCCUCAUCAGACUCUAGCUAUCAUGGGCCUCCAAGGCUGAUGGAGCUGGACAGGAGGAGCCUAAGUAGCUCACCUCAACUAAAAUCACAUGUGGGGAAGCUCCGUGCAUCUGAGUCUCCCUCAGCUGUUCUUUUCUAUAAGGAUGGUAAAAGAAAAGGAACACCAAAGGCCUUCAGCAGGAGUGUGUCAAGGGUGGAGUCCUUUGAGGACCGGUCCAGACCUCCUUUCAUGCCACUCCCAUUAACGAAACCCAGGUCCAUUUCUUUUCCCAAUGCUGACACGUCUUUUUUUAUUCCUGCUAUGAGCUCCGACUAUGAAAACAUACAAAUUCCACCUCGAAGAUCCACCAGAGCAGGAACUUUUACUGAGUUUUUUGAAGAUCCCAGCAGGGCAUUAUCUGCUGCUAAUGAGAAUGACGGCUAUGUGGAUAUGAGCAGCUUCACUGGCUUUGAGAACAAGCAGCAAACCACAGACCAGGAAACAGAAAG